Messenger RNA from Epinephelus moara (kelp grouper), 3038 nucleotides. It is a transcript of the gene sufu, whose product is annotated as suppressor of fused homolog (Drosophila). The transcript is spliced from 12 exons. The record is from RefSeq and is a predicted model, not a curated record. The coding region runs from base 215 to 1630 and encodes 471 amino acids. Gene Ontology annotation, molecular function: transcription factor binding. Lineage: Eukaryota; Metazoa; Chordata; Actinopteri; Perciformes; Serranidae. Gene Ontology annotation, cellular component: nucleus; cytoplasm.
GUAGUUUUUUGUAAAGAUGAGCAACAGGCUGUGUCCCUGCUGAGUGCAGCACAGCGGUCCGAGUUAAAUCAGUAUUUCGUCGGUCUACAUUUGUAGUGUAAGACUUUUUAUGGUUUGGGGUUGUGCCGUUUUAGUUGAGCGGGGGUAGAAAGCAGAAUAUAACUGCGUAUACGCUGUUUUUUAUAGAAGAACUAGGUUUGUUCGAGGUUGUGGCAUGGAUGAGGUACGGCCUAGCAGUGGUGUUCAAGCCCACGGGCUGGUGCCGACGUUUCCCCCUGGACUGCAGGCUAUCUACGGGGAAUGCCGGCGACUUUACCCCGAACAGGCCAACCCGCUUCAAGUUACAGCUAUUGUUAAAUAUUGGUUAGGGGGGCCUGACCCGUUAGACUACAUCAGUAUGUAUAGGAGUACGGGCUGUCCAGCUCAAGACAUCCAGGAGCAUUGGCACUAUGUCAGCUUUGGACUGAGUGACCUGUAUGGGGAUAAUAGGGUUCAUGAAUUCACAGGGGCAGACGGACCCAGUGGUUUUGGCUUUGAACUCACUUUUAGACUCAAAAGAGAGACGGGAGAGACGGCACCACCAACCUGGCCCGCAGAACUCAUGCAAGGCUUGGCUCGCUACGUGUUCCAGUCAGAAAACACAUUUUGUAGUGGCGACCAUGUGUCGUGGCACAGCCCACUGGACAAUAGUGAAUCUCGUAUCCAGCAUAUGUUGCUUACAGAGGACCCACAGAUGCAACCAAUUCAAACGCCAUUUGGCACAGUGAGCUUUCUGCAGAUUGUGGGUGUGUGUACAGAGGAGCUACAGGCGGCCCAGCAGUGGAACGGUCAAGGCAUCCUGGAGCUGAUGCGUGGAAUCAGAGUAGCUGGUGGCCCCUGGCUAAUCACAGACAUGAGGAGAGGGGAGACCAUUUUUGACAUUGAUCCACACCUACAACAGGAUAGAGUGGACCAGGGUAUUGAGACAGAGGGCUCUAACUUGAGUGGGGUCAGCGCCAAGUGUGCGUGGGACGAUCUGAGUCGACCGCCAGAGGAUGAGGAGGACAGCCGGUCUAUCUGCAUAGGAUCACAGCCACGGAGGCUCUCAGACAAAGACACAGAGCAGAUCAGGGAGACCCUGAGGAAAGGACUGGAGUUUAACAGCAAGGCAGCACUACCACCCAUCAGCAGCCAGAGACAGGGCCACGAGAGACCUCAGAGUCGGAAGGACAGUUUGGAGAGUGAGAGUUCAGCAGCUAUUGUUCCUCAUGAGUUGGUCCGAACACGACAGUUGGAGAGCGUCCAUCUGAAAUUCAACCAAGAGUCAGGCACACUGCUGCCCCUCUGCCUGCGGGGCCGGUUGCUCCAUGGGAGACACUUCACUUACAAAAGUAUCAACGGAGACACAGCCAUUACAUUUGUGUCUACGGGAGUUGAAGGAGCUUUUGCCACUGAAGAGCAUCCAUAUGCAGCCCAUGGCCCCUGGCUUCAGAUAUUGUUGACUGAGGAGUUUGUGGAGCAGAUGCUUGGGGAUUUACAAGAACUUAACACUCGGGAGGAGACAAAGUUACCAAAGGAGUACAGUUGGCCAGAAAAGAAGCUGAAGAUCUCUGUCCUACCAGACUCUGUGUUUGAUAAUCCACUGCAGUGAGACACUUGAUGACUAGAAAACAUUAACACCUGCAGACACACACUCCCAGAGUGGACCAUCACGAACAGGAGACCUCCCAGAACAUGCAGCGACCCUGAGCCGUCAGGUCGCUCGCUAAUGCUGUUCCCACAGUGGAUGGCCCGAGACUGUUUCACUCCUGAAAAUGAUCUGAGGGAUGAUCGAAACACUUUUGACUGUUACUGCAUUCUCAGACUACCCCCACUGUUUACAACAUUUCUCCGAGGCUUGAAUGCUUUCUCGAGAAUGUCAAAUCAGCCUCAGACCAGCCUGUCCAGAUGGUUGACCUGUAAGAACAAUCAUUGUAGGUGACACACUAGCUGAAGGGCAAAACAGGAUGUUGUCAUUCCUCCAGUCAGGCCUGCCAAGGUCUGAGGUCCAAAACAUACGUCACUAAAAUAGUUGAGAACGCAUCCUGUGAUCGCCUGACGUAAUAUCCCAAGUGAUAACUGUUGCUGAUCUCAAAAACAGGUCUAUUUAUUCCACUGGCCUUAGAAAGGACGCAAAAGUCUCAUGUUGAACAUUUUUUCUUUCAAUUGAGUUCAUGUGUAUAGUAUUUACAAAUGCUGGACAUUUUUCUCUUAUGUGUUUGUGGUCAUACCAAAGUUUUAACUGUGUCAAAUGAGUCAUGAUUCUGUAAUAUUGACAUGACAUGCUCAACUAUGAUUUACAAGUAUUCAGUGCCUGUUUGUCUGAGAUAAUCAAACAAGCAUCUGACCUGUUUCCCUGGCUAUGUGGCAGAUGCUGCAGGUAUAACCACCUCUACUCCCCUGUGCCAUAACAUGACUCCUUUUUUUUCCUCACGCAUGAUGAUGAUGCGUGUUUAAAAGUUAUGAAACAAAAUAGAUCAAGUCCAUUUAAGUGUUCAAAGACUGGGAAACCAUGUGCAGUGUCCUCUCUCAAGUGUUGUCUCCAGCAGCCACAUCAAUAAGAAUUGUGUUUUUUUUUUUUUUUAUUAUUCAGUAGGACCUGCUUGAAAACGAGUUGGACUAAAAUUCCUCAGUGCCUUGUGUUGAAAAGGACCAUAUACACUCCGUUGACUCUUAAUGCUGCCUACAGCUCCUAGAUUGUUAAAGAGAAGUCACUUUGAAUCAAGGCUGCUGCAUUCAGUCUUUCUCUGAGACCGUCAUUCCAUUGUAACACAAAAGCAGAGACUACUUUCACUCCAGUGUCUUUUUUUACAAAAUGUACUCUUAUACAACACGUGAUGGCAUCUUAUUUUUGUCGUUUGUCUUUUUUAUUCAGAGUGACACAUGUAAAGUUUAGACAUCGUUGAUAUGGUAUUUUGUAAUUACUAUCUUAUGACUGAACUGCCUGAUUGUAAUCCCAAGUGCAUUAAAGCGUGUAGGUAUUUACACAAAUAAAGAUGGAACACUAAUGCAGAAGUACA